Messenger RNA from Contarinia nasturtii (swede midge), 664 nucleotides. Its product is annotated as coiled-coil domain-containing protein 103. The transcript has a single exon. The coding region runs from base 227 to 499 and encodes 90 amino acids. The record is from RefSeq and is a predicted model, not a curated record. Gene Ontology annotation, biological process: determination of left/right symmetry; epithelial cilium movement involved in extracellular fluid movement; inner dynein arm assembly. Gene Ontology annotation, cellular component: outer dynein arm. Lineage: Eukaryota; Metazoa; Arthropoda; Insecta; Diptera; Cecidomyiidae.
CGUAAAAAUUAUGUAUAAAUUUAAAUGUACAACACAAACACACAACAGAGCAACAAUGGAGCUUGAAUUUGUGUUUUAUUUCCAUAUAAAUGUGUUGUUUGCCUAGUAACGGGCUACUACUCCAUUGUCUAAUCGAUAUAUUCUAUAGUCUUUAGUAUCAUUUUAAAAAAAAAGUAUUUUGUGAACUGUCCGAAUAUAUUAGAAAAUAAAUUUAAAAUAUAAAAAAAUGGCUGAUGAACAACUAUGCGAACGUCUUAAUAAAACCCAUUUGACUGCCGAUGAUAUUCGACAAGUUGAAUACUUUUGCUAUGAUCUUGUUAAAAUCAGUGAACUAAGCAAAUUACAAAAUGAUGCAAAAUUGCGUGCAGUCAAUUCAACAAAAACCUACGACGAAUUCAAAGACAUUGUUGACGCAGCUCACUUGCAACCGCUGAGUCGAUCGGAUAAAAAAAAUACACAAACCCAAUCACGAUUGUGGAAUUCAAUUGCACGAAAUUGAAAUUGCACCCUCGUUACUGACAUACUUACGUGUAAACAAAAUGUUACUCAUUACUACGAAGAUCAUCAUAAUAUUUUCAAAACUAAAAACAAACAAAACACUCUAACUUAUUCAAAAUGUGUCUGAAUAACCGAUUAAUUUUGUUUCAAUUUUUUUUUGUUUAUU